Elaeis guineensis (African oil palm) is the source of this 894-nucleotide messenger RNA. RefSeq lists its product as uncharacterized. Lineage: Eukaryota; Viridiplantae; Streptophyta; Magnoliopsida; Arecales; Arecaceae. The record is from RefSeq and is a predicted model, not a curated record. Gene Ontology annotation, cellular component: plasma membrane.
UUAAAAAAAUAAUUCCAACCCAAUACGGUUGAUGCGUAUGUUAACCGUCCUCGAUACGCGUCGACGACCUCUUGCUUUCCCCUCCUAUAAAGCCCUCCGUUCCCCCAAUUCGCUCUCAGUUCUUGGUAUCGGAGAUUUCUCGACCCCGAUCUCGGCCGCCGGCGAGAACAAGGAGGGAGAGAGAUGAGCUACUACAACCAGCAGCAGCCACCCGUCGGUGUCCCUCCUCCCCAAGGGUAUCCACCGGAGGGGUAUGGGAAGGAGGCCUAUCCGCCGCCGGGGUAUCCUCAGCAGGGAUACCCUCCGCAAGGUUACGCGCAGGGGUAUCCGCCUCAGGGGUAUCCCCAGCAGGGCUACCCUCCGCCGUACGCCCAGGCUCCGCCUCCGCAGCAGCAGAGCAGCGGGCCGACCUUCCUCGAAGGAUGCUUGGCCGCACUAUGUUGCUGCUGCCUUUUGGAUGCCUGCUUCUGAGACGGUAUGAGGGCUUGAUCCAAUCACAGGGUUUUGGCUUGCAGCAGCAGCAGCAGUAGCAGUAGCAGCAGCAGCAGCAGCAGCGUCAUGUAUGCAAGUCGGUGGGUCGUCGUCAGCUUCUUUCUUAGGAAACACGUUAUCUUACUCUAAAGCUUCCAUUUUCCUCCCUUUUUCUCCUUCCCUCCUUGUCGACGUGACCCGGAAUUGGAUUUGGCUAGGUAUCAUUCUCUAGUAGUUUAGAAGAUUAAAAAAAAAACAAUAAUGGAGACUUGUUGGAUGCUUUGGCGUGUCAAUUAUUCGUGUUUAAUUGUACUCUUUGGUAUGUUCACAUCUUUUUAUAUAUUGCUGUUAUGUUAGUGUUGUUGUUGUCUUGAUUUUUUUUAAGGAUCAAUAAUAACGCAGAUUUGGGCUUUGGCUUGAUAA